AUGAAAUUCUUCAUCAUCCUGCUGCUGGCCAGCUUAGCCUCCUCCUCUCUUGCUGUCCUGAAUGAACCAGAAGAUGAAAUCUACUUACAGGCUCAGCUCAUAGAUGCUUCUGCCCAGAUCAUCCCCAGCAGUCUCCCUAGAAAAGACCAUGUCUCCAGUGAGGACAUUUCUAAGGAGCCUUCCAUCUCCAGAGAAGAGCUGGUUUCUGAAAAGGAUGCGAUCAAAUCUCCCAGGAUCCCAGAGAAUCGACAGCCGGAUCUGCUUCACUCCGUGCUCCGGGAGGCCAGCUUCAGAAAUGCUGCCCUUCAGUUAGAAGAGACUACAGAACUCACUGCCAAGGCUGCAACCACCUCAGAGGGAAAACUGGCCAAGAUCGGCCAUAAAAUCGGAAAGAAUCUGGACAAAACAGUGAAAGAAACCAUGAACUAUCUGAAAAGCCUCCUCCCUCAUGCCUAUGAAGUCAUGAGGUCCUCAUGAUAAGGAUGCCUGUGGCCCACAGCACCCACACUCUGCUCACCCCGACCACCAUCUCAGCCCCUUGCAUCCCUCAUUAAAGUGCUGCAUCCUCAGCUGGCUCCAUGGUGGCUUUGUUGAGCCAGGAAGGAAGGCCAAGAGGCCCCCACUCUACUGGGACCCUUCCUUAGUUACCCAUC
Messenger RNA from Manis pentadactyla (Chinese pangolin), 653 nucleotides. Its product is annotated as glycosylation-dependent cell adhesion molecule 1-like. Lineage: Eukaryota; Metazoa; Chordata; Mammalia; Pholidota; Manidae. The transcript is spliced from 4 exons. The record is from RefSeq and is a predicted model, not a curated record. The coding region runs from base 1 to 477 and encodes 158 amino acids.